Messenger RNA from Talaromyces marneffei, 1227 nucleotides. RefSeq lists its product as uncharacterized. Gene Ontology annotation, cellular component: fungal-type vacuole membrane. Gene Ontology annotation, biological process: transmembrane transport. The record is from RefSeq and is a predicted model, not a curated record. Lineage: Eukaryota; Fungi; Ascomycota; Eurotiomycetes; Eurotiales; Trichocomaceae. Bases 1 to 1227 code for a protein of 408 amino acids. The transcript has 3 exons. Gene Ontology annotation, molecular function: transmembrane transporter activity.
AUGCAUCGAUCAGCCCUACGAGAUAUUACCGAGAUCCUAACUCUUGAGCCAACCUCUCCGGAGGAAGCAACCGAAGGAGUCAGCUUGGCCUUCCCAGAAGGUGGCCGUGAGGGAUGGACAUGUCUAUUGGGAUCUUGCCUGUUGAUGUUUCCAUCUUUUGGAUUCCAGAGUGCCGUCGGCUCCGUUCAGGACUACAUUAGCAUGCAUCAGCUCGUCGAAUAUAGUAUCCGCGACGUAGGCUGGAUCUCCGCAAUCUUGGUGUUUCUGACUCAAUUCCUUGGUGUCCAGGUUGGCCCACUAUUCGACCGAUAUGGACCACGAAUUCUGUUGAUUUGCGGUUCGACAGCCAGCUUCACUUCGUAUAUUCUCCUCGCCGAAUGCACCAAGUACUGGCAUUUCAUCCUGUGCUUGUCAAUACUUGGAGGAUUCCAUCGUCGACGUGCGCUGCCCUCGGGUCUCUGUAUGGCAGGAUCCUCUGCAGGUGGUGCUGUCAUACCACUGAUUCUGCAGGUACUGUUUGAGCGAGGGGACUGGAAGCCUGCUAUUCGGACUGUCGCAUUAGUCGCGCUGGGAUGUUACACUUUAGGAGUCAUUAUGGUGCGCGGGCGACUCCCUGGCCACACCAGCAAAGCCAUGGUCGAUUUUCGAGCUUUUCGAUCCUUGCGUCUAUGCUUUCUAACUGUGGCCGUGUUUUCCUUUGAAUUCAUCAUCUUUGGUUGCGCUGCUCUGCUGCCGACAUAUGUUCGUUUUGCCGGCAUGUCGUCCACUGUGCAAUUCUAUUCACUUACGGUUUUGAACAGCAUGAGCUUUAUGGGAAGAGUUCUGCCCGGAUUCGUAGCAGAUCAGUUCGGUAGAUUCAACGUGUUGCUAUGCUUGGUCGUUGUCACCCUGGUUGUCAUGGCGGGUGUGUGGCUGCCGUGGGGAUCUCGCAAUGAUGCGACUCUCUAUGCCGUUGUGGCUAUCUUUGGCUUCAGCUCCGGUGGAUGGCUAUCGCUUGCACCGGUCUGCGCGGGUCAGCUCUGUCGUACGGAGGAUUACGGGCGAUAUUAUGGCACCAUCUACUUUGUGGCUGCGUUCGGGGUUCUGUUGACUGUUCCAGUAGGAAGUGAUUUGCUUCAAUCGACCUCGCCGCAGGUUCUUAUCGGGUUCUACUCGGCUGUGCUUUUGGUUGGAUUUAUUGCUCUGGCACUCUCAAGGUGGGCACUCUUGGACUGGCGUUGGAAAUAG